AUGGCAUAUCCGACGAACGAUGCCAAGGUUAUGAUGAAGUUUUUGCAGAAACAUGUGUUCACAUGGUUUGGAGCUCCUAGGGCUAUCAUUAGUGAUGAGGGGUCCCAUUUUUUGAACAAAUGGUUGAAAUGGUUACUCGACAAACAUGAAGUGAAGCACAAGGUUGACAUAGCUUACCAUCUGCAGAAAAAUGGCAAGUUGGCAAACAAGGAGAUAAAAGGCAUACACGAGAAGGCCUACAGGACAGCAUACAAGACACCUUUAGGGAUGUCUCCCUAUCGGUUGGUCUUUGGGAAAGCCUAUCAUUUGCCCUUGGAGUUAGAACAUAAAGCUUAUUGGGCUCUCCAAAAGCUCAGUUUGGAUCUUAAGCUUCCCAAAGAGAAACAUAUGCUUCAACUUAACGAGUUAGAAGAAUUCUGA
Molecule: messenger RNA, 420 nt
Organism: Gossypium raimondii (Peruvian cotton)
Lineage: Eukaryota; Viridiplantae; Streptophyta; Magnoliopsida; Malvales; Malvaceae
Exons: 2
Coding region: 1-420 (139 amino acids)
Molecular function (GO): nucleic acid binding
Source: RefSeq, a predicted model, not a curated record